AUGGGUGAGAGGGGUAUUUACUACUCGGAUAAGUACUAUGAUGAUGUUUAUGAGUACAGGCAUGUUCACUUGCCGAAGGAGUUGGUUAGCAGAGUUCCAAAACAUCGGUUAAUGACCGAGCGAGAGUGGCGCGCGCUUGGGAUCCAGCAGUCCGUUGGUUGGGUUCACUAUAUGAUUCACGAACCGGAACCUCAUGUUAUUCUCUUUCGACGUCCUCGUACAGACGUUCCACCAACUGAGAACGUGCAUUCGGAACCUAAGUCUCAACACGCAUAA
Hydatigera taeniaeformis is the source of this 276-nucleotide messenger RNA. The record is from the annotation of a GenBank genome assembly. Lineage: Eukaryota; Metazoa; Platyhelminthes; Cestoda; Cyclophyllidea; Taeniidae.